Molecule: messenger RNA, 859 nt
Organism: Paramecium sonneborni
Lineage: Eukaryota; Ciliophora; Oligohymenophorea; Peniculida; Parameciidae
Source: the annotation of a GenBank genome assembly
UUAAUUAAUGGGUGAGAUUGUCCCUAAUUAACUCUUUGUCGCUGGAUACAGUCGCAGCAAAGUGGCUGAUGAUAGGGAUGUAAGAGAAAUCUUUAGAAAAUAUGGCUCAGUCAAAGAAGUUGCUUAUAAAGGUUCAUAUUCUUUCGUUGUACUCUAUAUCAAUUUUAUCAGACUUUCAAUAGUGAAACUGAAGCUCAAGAGGCACUUAAAGAGACCAAUGGAAAAACAUACAAUGGUCAGAAACUCAAAGUUGAUAUUGUAGACAAUAGAAAAAGUAGAAAAACAGGACCAUCAGAUAGUGAUUUGUGUUUUAAAUGCAAUAAAGGUGGUCAUUGGUAUAAAUAUUAAUUUAUUCUUAAAAGGGCUAGAGAUUGUCCUAAUGGCAGAUCACCUCGUAGAAGUAGAAGAUAUUCAAAUUCGAGAUCUAGGUAAUUUAUUUAUAUUAUUUUAGACGUCAUAGAAGGAGAUCUGAUUCUCGUUCCUAUUCUUCAUACUCUUCAUCUAGAUCAAGAAGAAGAAACAGAUACUAUAGAAACAAACACAGACAUAGUCGAAGUCCAAAAAGAUUAGAAAAACCUAAAAAAAGAAGCAUCAGCAGAAAAAGAUCACCCUCUGAUUCCUAAUCAUCAAAACGUGGUAAUUCAGAAUCAAAGUCUUGAAUAAGAAUGGGAAAAAACACAUUUUAUUCAUCAAAACAUUUUAGAAUUAUAUAAUUGUAAUACUUUGUAACUCUCCUAUGUACAAAUUUAUCAUUGCGAUCAUCUUAUACUUUUGAUAAUCACAAAUUUUAUAGUUCCUUCUUUAACAGAAAUAAAUAAAUCUCAGAAUUUCUACUUUAAAUAUUUAUUCUGAUUCUUUA